AUGACGGUUUCAAAGUCUCAGGCACCCUCUUCAUCCUCGUCGUCGCAUCUUUCGAUCCUAAGCACGCAUCCGCAUCCGCAUCCGCAUUUGCACCCGCACCAACUGAAGAACAGCGCGCUUGCUUGUGCUAGUGUCACCAAGACGACGGUGGAUACGAGAUCUACCAUGGACGCAUUCCCAUCGAUGUUGAAAGGAAGCGGUGGUGAGAAGUCUAGUGGCGUUUCCUCCAAGAACCCGUCAUCUUGGGAUCCGCAAGACGACAUCCUACUGCGCCAUUUGAAAGAGGUGAAAAAACUAGGUUGGAAAGACAUUUCGCAAUACUUUAACAACAGAACUCCGAACGCAUGCCAGUUCAGAUGGAGAAGGCUAAAGUCGGGAAAUCUAAAGUCCAACAAGACAGCUCACAUAGACGUGAGCGAUUUCCCCAGCGGAAACAAACUUAAGAAGGAAAGCUCAUCUGAGACUCAGAUCGAUAUCCAAGGUGAGAAAAAUGUCAAUUCUCCACACUACGCUUCUGGUGUCUCGGGGAAGUCUUCGCUGGCCAUACCUAUACCGAAUCUGAGUGCGAAUGGUAGCAACGUAUCAAAAGGUGUAGAGUUCAAACCGCAGGUACAAUCACAGCUGCAACCGUUGACGCAAUCACAGUCACAACCCCAGUCUCAGUCGCUUAGCGGCAACGGCUCUUCCAAUUUCUCACAUUCGUAUUCCAAAUCUCCUUAUGUGAACAUCCACUCAACAUCAAAUCCACCGGCGGAUCUCCCAAAUGGUUCGGCAUUAACAGAUAGCAAUGGAGCGGGCUCCAAAUUUUUUAAAGCUAGGUCAAAUUCUCACUCUUUUUCAAAGCCCUUUUCAUCUGCGGAUGAAGAGAACAUUGGAUUUAUACCGAAGAUUAUUGUAAGAUCGAGAAGAAGCUCUUUUGCUCAUCCGCAGGUCGUGUCACAACCUUCGUCAGUCAACAAUUCGUCAUCGAAUUUAACCUCAGCUCUGAAUACUACUUUGAACACAAUCAAGUCAAGGAAAAACUCUUUUACGGUCAGAUCUAGAAGAUCUUCAUUCAACGUUUCAAGCAACACGACUUCAAGGAGAUCUUCUGUUGUUGCUGCUCCAAAUUCGCUCUCUGGCAUGCUUAGUAUCAAUAGCGGUUCUUCCACACCAAAAAUUCCAAGAAGAGAUUCGGUUGCUGUUAUCAAAGAGCUUGGUAAUAAUCGCGCAUCUACCCCGAGCUUCAUUGAUUUACCUGCUUCUAGUUUGCCUCCUCAUUUCCAUAGAAGAGCAUCUAGGAGUCACUUCAAACAACGAUUCACUCAACCGCCAUCACAAAAUGGCUCUUGCGUAAGUUGCAACCCCCAGCUUUGGUCUGCGGAGGAAGAUAAACUAUUGAGUGAAAACGGAUCAAGAAAUUUAUCCUUAAUGGAAUUGUCGAUUCUGCUGCCAAAUAGGACUGAGAAAGAAAUUCAAUGGAGAAUUGAUACCCUUUCAAGUGAAAACUCUCCAAAAGCGUCUCAGGGAUCCUCACAUUCUCCUCUUCACUCUCCCAGAAAGUCAGUCUCUCCCGAAGAAACAGCUAUUGACGAGGAUAACUGUGAUACUUGCGAUGAAGCGGAUAAUGCCAAUAAUGAUGAUGAGGAUAUCGAUCCUUUAAAUCAUUCUCAUUCUCACUCUCACUCACCACAUUUGAUGAAUGAGUCUUCGCCAUGCUCAAUAAUCUCGUCAACAACUACCAAUGAAAUUGAAAACGAUCGUCAUGCUUCUAUAGACUCCAACCUAUCAAAUCAUAUCAUAAACCAUAACCACCAUGACCAUGAAUAUAACGAAAAUCAUAAUAUCAAAACAUUUCGCACCCAAAGUCACCCAAACGUAUAUAUUCCAUCCCGUACUGCGACUCCUUUACCAGGUAUAAACGCUAUCUUAAAAGGAACUCUGUAA
This is a messenger RNA of Zygotorulaspora mrakii, 1926 nucleotides long. RefSeq names its product SANT/Myb-like DNA-binding domain-containing protein. Lineage: Eukaryota; Fungi; Ascomycota; Saccharomycetes; Saccharomycetales; Saccharomycetaceae. The transcript has a single exon. The record is from RefSeq and is a predicted model, not a curated record. Bases 1 to 1926 code for a protein of 641 amino acids.